AUGGCUACUAUGGCCGCUCGCUUCGGUGCUUCUCCCACUCGUCUUUUUCGCACAAAUAUGACCUUUACUACCCGUCCUGGGCAACAGGCUCGCCAUAUCUCCUUCUCCUCCUACUUGGUUACUCCGACCCAGCUCAAUGAAGCUCUCAAGAAGAACCCACCGACUAAGAUUUCGACUGCUCCACGAGUGAUUCCCCUCUGUGCAGCAUGGUUCAUGCCCAAUGACCCCGAAGGUCGCAAGGGCAUUGACUCGUUCCGCCAGUCUCGUAUCCCGCAGUCCCGCUUCUUCGACCUUGAUGCGGUCAAGGACCAUGAUUCGCCUUAUCCACACAUGCUCCCUACCUGCGAGACAUUCGCUGAGGCGAUGAGUGAACUUGGUAUCCGCCGCGAUGACGAGGUGGUGGUCUACGAUACGGCUGAGCUGGGUAUCUUCAGUGCCCCCCGUGUGGGCUGGACCUUGCGUGUGUUUGGUCACCCCAAUGUCCACAUUCUCAACAACUACCGCCUCUGGACCCGCGAGGGUCUUCCCACUGAGAGCGGCGAGCCCGCUCCCGUCGAGAAGAGCAAGUAUCCCGUGCCGACUUACGAUUCCAAGUUGGUCAUUGCCUUCCGUGAGAUGAAGGAGCUGGCAUUGGACUAUGGCAAGGAGGGUGCGGAGGAGAUCGAGAUCUUGGAUGCUCGCUCGUAUGGUCGCUGGGCUGGUACUGACUCCGAGCCGCGCCCCGGUCUUUCCUCCGGUCAUGUCCCAGGCUCAAAGAGCUUGCCGUUCCAGGAAUUGCUGGACCCCGAGACCAAGACUUAUCUUCCCGCCGAGCAGUUGAAGAAGGUCUUUGAGGAUCACAAGGUUGAUCCUUCUCGAUCAAUUAUCAGUUCAUGUGGCACUGGCGUAACGGCGACGGUCAUUGAGACAGCUUUGGGAGAGGCAGACUAUGGCAACCCUAAUCUCCGUCGGGUAUAUGACGGCAGCUGGACUGAAUGGGCUCAACGAGUCAAGGAAUCCGAUGGCCUGAUCAAGAAGGUUAAGUCGUAG
Messenger RNA from Penicillium cataractarum, 1029 nucleotides. RefSeq names its product sulfurtransferase. Gene Ontology annotation, biological process: transsulfuration. The record is from RefSeq and is a predicted model, not a curated record. Lineage: Eukaryota; Fungi; Ascomycota; Eurotiomycetes; Eurotiales; Aspergillaceae. The transcript is spliced from 2 exons. The coding region runs from base 1 to 1029 and encodes 342 amino acids. Gene Ontology annotation, molecular function: thiosulfate-cyanide sulfurtransferase activity. Gene Ontology annotation, cellular component: mitochondrion.